GGGGAGAGUCAUGUCUUUACGAUUGAACUACAUGGCUUAAUGACCUUGCCUUGAAUGAAGCUAGUGUAGAGGAUAUGUCACUCCAAACUGAGGCUUCGUGGACCAUGAGAUCUCCCAGUUGACGUGUGUGGGGAUGUGAAGUGCGAAUAUUGAUUUGUGUCCUGUGUGGCGAACGGUAUGGACACGAAGACGCAGAGCGAUUGGACUUCACGGGUGUAGUAUGGGUGGAUCGCCCACUCAGCCGAUUCCGCGCGUAUGUCGUCCUGGAACCCCCACCUCUGUGUUUCUUUCUGUUCGUUUUUGCGGAAACAGGCGACGUUGAUUACGCAUUUAUGUCAUGCUCCUGACGUUCAUUCACUCGCUAUGGAGAUAAAUGGAUUAUUUUAUGGGACAGUGCAGUUAAGUGUCUGAUAGAGAGCUGAUUGAAAUAUACAGUGUUGUGAAGAGUUCUGGUAGUGUUGUGUGUACCUCCACAUGCAGUUGCCAGGUCUGUACAAGCUCCGGGCGUCGCGCGAUGCAAGUCUGGCGGAGGAGACUUCAGCCAAACGUCCCUCAUGUCGGAGGUGCAAGGCUGGUUGUGAAGCAGACGAUACCAAGCGUAUACAGGAAGCGUCUGAGCGGCUCGGGGAUAGAUAUAUUAGAUGCGUUGCCCGCGACAGACAAGUAUUGACUGUAGUAGAGGCUGAAUUAACUGUAAACUCCCUCAGAGACAGACAUAUCCCACAGGCUUUUAUAUUCACCACAAAUGCAUUGUUUUCUUCUGUGGUGUAGCGUCGCGUUUACCCGUAGCAUUGAUCACCACGCGAGGGUAGUCAACCCAGGCUCUUCGACGGAGCCGGGGCUACAGAGAAGAGGCUCGGGACUGAAUCGAUUGGGGGAGGUGAUUUGACUCAGGUGCGUGAAAAUUGGAGAGGCCUGUUGUGUUAGCAUGAAAACAGUGCAUUGAUUAGACGGGAAGAUGAACAGAUGAAAUACGAGUGGUCAUACCAAGUCAAUGUCCCAGGGAUAGGCAUUUUUCAUUGACUUGUGUCUGCCGGACUACGCUUCCCGCCCGUGAUUGGAAGUAGCUCAUCCGUCACACGAACAGGUAAGCGGACGGACAAAAAGCCCGCGAGUGUGUCGUCUGCUAUCAGCUGUAGCAGCCGACGACAUGGGCAGAAGCAGACGAGCGUUGGUUCAGCACAUGUUUUUCUUGCACGUGUGUGUGGUCGUCCUGUUAUCCCAGUGUGCAUGUCUCUCAGAGAGAAAGUUGUCCGAGUUUGAGGAAGUUGUGAAGACGGUCCUCCAUUGUAGAAAUGUACCUGCUGCGUCGAUAUCACUUGUGCAAGAUGGGAAAGUGCUGAUGAAGAGAUCAUUUGGAAAGGCCGAUCCGGAGAAGAAUAUUCAUGCCAAGGAUGACACCCAGUUUUGCAUUGGAUCAUUAACGAAAGCAUUUACUUCAACGAUUUUGGCCAAGCUUGUAACGGAGCGAAAAAAUGUGACAUUCGACACUCCUAUUCGAGACAUCAUCGGCGACUCCUUCAAACUUUCCGACGAUGUCCGAACGAACCUCGUGAGUCUCCGUGACUUGCUGUCCCAUCGAGUUGGAGUACCGGCCUACUUCAAAGCUCUGGUCGUAGGAUUCCCGGAGAAUGUCGACAGAUCGGAAGUAGUGAGGAGGAUCCAGUACAUGCCGGCUACUGAACCCAUUAGGACCAAAUUCAUGUACAGCAACUACAUGUACACCCUAGCCGGCUACGUGGCCGAGCGGAUGACGGGGAAGUCGUGGGAGACGCUGGUGGAAGACUACAUCCUUAGACCCAUCCACAUGAGCAGCAGUGGAUUCAUCGACAGACUUUUCAAUUUCUCGAACAUGGCUUUACCAGUCGCCACCAAACACGGGAAAGUCACCAAUCUGGAUCCCAUGUUACUGCACGCUGUUCAUCCGUGCGGUCCAGCGGGGUCCUUGUAUUCCACAGCGGCGGACAUGGCCAAGUGGGUGCAGAUGCUUUUAAACAACGGCAAGUCCGAGCAGGGUGACCAGGUGUUUGACCCCCGUGUCAUAGCCGAGACCCAGGAGCCUGGUAUGGCUGCCCCGGUCCUUCAGGACAACCUCAAGCGACCAACGUUUCCUGUUGGAGAUGUCCAGAUGUACCAGACAUGUUUUAAACUGGUCUGGCACUCAGGAGGCAUCAUCACACACUCAUCGCGCCUCUGGCUCUUCCCAGACAAGAACGUCGGCAUAUACGCCGUGGUCAACGGCCCCCAAACGCACACCAAGUCUCUCGCCCUCAGGGCCAUCAUGAGCUACGCGGCUGACAUCCUGCUUGGAGAAGACCCUUGGCUCAACACAUCUACCAUCUGUUCCUACCCAGCUCCGUGGAAGGAAGCGUUCGAAUCCGCCAGCCCCCCUACCGUCACGGACACCACCGUCGUCACUGCCAGGCCAGCACAGGACUACGUGGGGUCGUACUACCACAGAGGGUUCGGUGAAAUACGGGUGGAGCUGAAGGAGGAUGGGGAAGACGCUCUGCGGAUGACCUUUGGGAGGUUUGGGAAACUGAACCUAUAUCCGCAGUCGGAGACAAUGUUUCACGGCCGCUUCUAUGGCCCGUUGUGGUUCAUGAGCGAUUCUGACGACCAGUUCCAGCCAGAGAUUGUGGAAUUCGUGAAAAAUAAAGACAACAGGAUAUCUGGUUUAAUAUACUCCAUAGAUACCGAGUACAACAGCACCAUGUUCAGCAAGGGGUCUUAUUACCCCUUGGAGAAGCUACAAACAUGGACGUUUGCUUGCCCACAAUCCUCCAUUUCAUCAGUGAGCAGGUUUUCUCGUGUACUUUUGAUCGUAACAAUCUUGACAAGUCUAUAUUUUUAUCCCAGACAGUGUGUUUGACCUGUGAGGUACCUAUCCCGAGGGGGUGGAUCAGGAGGGUCGAGGUAGGGAGGGGUUGGUGUGGUGGGUGUGGUCGAAACGAGUGUGGGAAUGGGGAUACAGAUGGGUAGCUUGGGAUUGGGAUGAGGUGAGAUGGAUUCAUAUGUGGAAUUGGCAUAAAAAUAGGGAUAGGCUGGAAUGAAGUCUGGAAAGGAUGGAGGACAUAAAUACGAGUUGCGUUGGAUUAGGAUGAGGAUAAGGAUAGGGAUUUGGUAAAAUAGGCUCAUAUGCUGGCACGCGGAUAAAGAUGGGAUGAUUGGGAUGGUUUCAGAUGCAGGAAUGGCAUAAAUGGGGAUAGGGUGAUAUGAGAAUCAGAAAUGAUGGAGGAAACAAAGAUG
This is a messenger RNA of Haliotis rubra (blacklip abalone), 3249 nucleotides long. RefSeq names its product protein flp-like. The record is from RefSeq and is a predicted model, not a curated record. Lineage: Eukaryota; Metazoa; Mollusca; Gastropoda; Lepetellida; Haliotidae. The coding region runs from base 1151 to 2872 and encodes 573 amino acids. The transcript has 5 exons.